Vidua chalybeata is the source of this 1749-nucleotide messenger RNA. RefSeq names its product coiled-coil domain containing 169 (gene CCDC169). The coding region runs from base 74 to 718 and encodes 214 amino acids. The transcript has 8 exons. Lineage: Eukaryota; Metazoa; Chordata; Aves; Passeriformes; Viduidae. The record is from RefSeq and is a predicted model, not a curated record.
CCGCUCGCAGCCGUCACCCCGCGCAACGCCGGCGACGCGGAGCACGAGAGCGGGACGGGCGGCGGCGGCGGCAAUGGGGGAACGCGGUGCCCGGCGGGCGGCAGAGCCGGAGCGCUUGGCGCUGGAGCUGGGGCGGGAGAGGCAGAAGCAGCAGAUGCUUGAAAGCUCAAUAUUUGAACUGAGAAACACUGUAACAGAACUGGAAAAAAGUCUUAACAGUGUUGAAAAUGAAGAUAAUGAAUGGAAAACCAGAUAUGAGACACAAGUAGAAUUGAACAAACAGCUGGAAAGGCAAAUCAAUAUUCUUCGAGAUAAGGUGGAGCUUAUUCAUGGAAAUCCAGCAGAUAAACUGUCCCUUGUUCGCACCUUUGAUAAAAUGCCUAUGGGUUCCUUAAAGGAGGUUCUUAAACAACUAGAAGAAGAGAAGAAAAGUCUCCAGAGCCAGCUAAAGGACUAUGAACUUAGACUGGAACAAGAAGCAAAGGCUUACCACAAAGUUAAUGAUGAGCGGCGCUUGUACCUCUCAGAGAUCUUACAGACCUCAGCUAAACCUAAAAUUGUUGAAAGGAAAAAAACAGAUGCUCUGACUGGCAAGGGAGAAAAACAGAUACUGAGAGGAAGACACAGUGUUCCAGGAAACCUGAAGAUGGUUAAUCCUCAAAAACGAUCAAUUAAAAAGACUGUAGGAGUGAACCAGCUUCCACAGCUAAAGCACUGAUUUAAUAUUAAUGCCAAGAACUUCCAGUCACUUUUUUAAAAAAUUAAUUUGACUGAAAGUUUAUAAAUUGAAGAUGGAAGUAUUUGUGUCUUACUGCAAUGCCAGAUCCAGAUUGGAAUGUCUUCUUGGAUGCCUUAGUGUAAGUGUUCCUCUGCCUAAUGGAAUUGCUCUUCUAGUUGCCAUCUUUGUACUGGUGAUCUCUGACCUUUUCCAUUCUGCUUCACAUCAGUGAUUCGGAGUGUGAGGGUGUUGGAAAAUUUGGAGAAUAUUUAAUGUCUUAUACACUUGUAGAUCUUUGAACUAUGUAGCCAUGAAAAACAAACAAGCCUCUAGCAUUUUUGACCGCUCAAUCCAAGAAGAAGAAGGCAGACUGAUGUACCCUGAAGUAUUGUCUAAAUAUAAUGUUUUUUUAAAAAGCUGGCUUGCCACAGAUCCCAUGUUGAUUGCCACUUUCUGUCUGCAUGGUUUAGAAGCACAUCACCAUUUCCAGCUGCUUUAGGCACUAGUAAUGGAUAGAAAUGACACAAAAAUUGAGCACUUUUUAUUAAGGAAUCUUCAGAGCCUAUCUUGUAGAAUGUUGUUUCUUUUAAAACUAUGUAUGUUCUAUAAAGAAACACAUAUCCUGAUAUUGGUAUGUUGCUCUUUGAAAUUUGAAAUCUCAGAUGAACCCUUGUAUCCACCGUCUUGGGGUCAUAAAAAUCUCUGUCUUCUUCAGUGGCAUUGAUCUUUGUACUUUUAGGGUCCAAAACAGUGCCAGUCCUAAAAGUCAUCUCUUCAGUGAAAGUAAAACUACUUUGUCUCUUCACUCUUAAGCAUGCAAUUAUUGUUGCAAUUUUAUUACCUACAUUUUAGUCAUUAAAUUCAGCAAAAUUUUUUCAAGUGGCAACAGGAAAAAUGUUUUGGUAAUGAAGCUUUAAUCCUCUGGGUUACAUCUUAAAAGCUCUUGGCAGAGAAAAUGUGGUUGCUUGACUGCCCUUUAUUAUUUUAAGAGCAUUCCUAACUCUUUGCAAUAAAGUUUUUUCCCUCUUUAA